This is a messenger RNA of Drosophila santomea, 1076 nucleotides long. RefSeq names its product protein lin-28 homolog (gene lin-28). NCBI's taxonomy places the organism in Eukaryota, Metazoa, Arthropoda, Insecta, Diptera, Drosophilidae. The record is from RefSeq and is a predicted model, not a curated record. The transcript has 5 exons. Gene Ontology annotation, molecular function: zinc ion binding; nucleic acid binding. Bases 236 to 823 code for a protein of 195 amino acids.
GGUGAAACCAAAAACAAAAAAAAUUCGAGAAAGUGCUGUAGCUGUGUGAGUGCGGGCAGUGAAAGAUACAGAUACAUUUACAGAUACGGAUCUUUGGCCACAUGUCUGUGCGUUGGCUGGAAAACCAUGCAUUUGCAGUGAAGUUUUGAGCAACAUUGAAUUUUCGAGCGAAAAAUCAAACAAUUUAAGUAUAUUCCAAUUUAAAAUCAAAAAUUUAAAAACACAAGAAGUCAGCAUGGAAAACAUACAGUUGGAAAAUGGCUUGGACAGGAGGACCAGCAGCCAGAGUUCCACUUCAUCAGCGAAUCCUGUAAAUCCUGCGAGUCCCGCCGAGGAAUGCGGCUGUGUGCGAGUGGGCAAAUGCAAGUGGUUCAAUGUGGCCAAGGGAUGGGGCUUCCUUACCCCCAACGACGGCGGCCAGGAGGUGUUCGUCCAUCAGAGCGUCAUCCAGAUGUCCGGUUUCCGAUCCCUGGGCGAGCAGGAGGAGGUGGAGUUCGAGUGCCAGCGCACGUCGCGCGGUCUGGAGGCCACCAGGGUGUCCAGCAGGCAUGGCGGCAGCUGUCAAGGCAGCACCUACAGGCCACGAAUAAAUCGCAGGACUCGUCGCAUGCGCUGCUAUAACUGCGGCGAAUUCGCCAACCACAUUGCCUCCGAAUGCGCUUUGGGUCCUCAGCCGAAGCGCUGUCAUCGCUGCCGUGGAGAAGACCAUCUCCACGCCGACUGCCCGCACAGAAAUAAGACCCAAAGCCACAGUAACAGCAAUAGCAACAGCAACAACAGCAGCAGCAGUGGAGCCCAAGAGAAGAGCGAGGAGGCCACCUAGGAAGUUGUAGGAGUCCUUGGACCAUGGAAGUUACAAACUUCGUUGACAAGUACAAAAUGGAAAUCUAAGAAAAGAGAAAAAACACGCAUCAAAUCAAACAAACCCACGUACAACAAAACUAGCUACUACACUUAGAUAUUAGCGGGUAGAGACGCAACCCGGCAUAACGAUCCUAUCCUAAGUUUAUUCUCUAUUUUUAUAUUACUUUCUAGGAACCAUAGUUACUAAGGUUUUUCACUAGAGUACAAGUAAA